UCGGUGAUAAGAAUUUUCUAGAUGACUAAUCACUUCAUCUCACAGCGAAAUAAUAAAAUUUAAUGUAUAAUCAUGUUAUAGUGCGAUGCUCACAACUAUAUUAUUUACUAUACGCGCAUUAAUCUCGCAAUAUUGUUUUGUAUAUUUUUGUGACGUUCCUCUCCCAAUAACGUAAACUCAAUUUUGAUCGUAAAGUCUGCUGUAGUUGCUGUUUCAAUCGUAGAAUAAGUUGCGGUUAAUCCCAUCUCUCAUGAUCGAUUUCAAUAUUAAAUCGAAAUCCCGGUCAGCACAUGUGUUUUUUUUCGCGUGCGCGGUCAAGUAACGGCGGUAACGGGUCGUUACCGCACACGUGCGUACUUUUAACCUUUUUGACAUAUUUUGAGAAGUAGUCGCGGAACGUUUCUUUGAACUCAAUUUCUCGCGUUAAACAAAAUUUAACCUGCAACGUUACGAAAAAACGAAAAACCAUUAUUGUUUAACCCCUUUAAAAGUAAAUCAUGAACAAAAUUGAUAUAGGUUUCGUGGAAGAGUGUGAAAGUUGGAGGUUAGAGAGUCGUUUUUUUCCGAGCAAAGUAGGCGGCAAACCAGCAUGGUUAGACCUGAAAAAUAUUCCAAAUAGCGACGAUUUGAAAUGCAACGUUUGUGGCACUCCUUGCAUAUUUUUGUGUCAAAUAUAUGCACCCUACGAAGACGACCCUCAAGCCUUCCACCGAACUCUGUACGUAUUCGUUUGCACGGACGAGGCUUGCUGCAAGCCAAACAAUAAUGACAACUUCAAGAUUUUACGCUGUCAACUGCCCAGGGAAAAUCCUUACUAUCCCUUUGAGCCACCUGAAGAAGUUGAACAUUGGAGAUCUGAUAUACGAGCUGAAAAAUGGGUUAAAACUUGUCAAGUAUGCGGGAUUUUAGCACCGAAACACUGUGCAAAAUGUAAAAAAGUGAAUUACUGUUGUCGUGAACACCAAAUUGGUGAUUGGAAAGCUGGGCACAAACAAAAAUGCAGCCUCGAUUCACCAAAUCAAAGCAAAACUAUUACUGAGACAAGCGGUUUUAGUUAUGCCUUAUAUCCAGAAUUCGAAUUAGUAAUGGAAUCUGAAAAUAAAAGCGAACCGGACGACACUAAGGAUGAUUUUGCAAAAGAGGCGGAAGAAAUAAAACGUUUCGAAGCAUUGGUAGCAAGUGGCAAAGCAGGAACAUUGCAAUCCGAGAACGAAAUAGACAGUGAUCUUCAGAACAUGUCUAAAGCUGAAACCGACGAAACAUUUACUGCUUUCAGUGAAAAAGUCAAAGAAAACCCUGAUCAAGUUUUGAGGUAUGAUCGUGGUGGAACACCAUUGUACAUAUCUUCAACCAGCAAUGCACCAAAUAUCCCUGACUGCGAACUCUGUGAUGGUCCACGGCAUUUCGAAUUUCAGAUAAUGCCUCAGUUACUGAAUUAUCUGGGAUUCAAAGAUGUUCUCAGAAGUGUCGAUUGGGGUACGCUAUUGAUUUACACUUGCCAAAAAUCAUGUUCACCAAAAUCAGCAUACACCACUGAAUUUAUAUGGAAACAGGACAUCGUCUGAGUGACAAAGCAACGAAUGUAUCGAGGAAUAAAUGAUUUUCGCCACACAGCCGGUAUUACACUAACAUUAUUAUCAAAUCUGUUGAGAAGUUCCAUUGACUACGCACAAAUUUAUGAAUCUGGACUAUUUGAACGCAGAUAUAGAUCUCAUCCAACAAUGAUCAAAUCAAAGAAUUCAGUUUGAGAAAUAAUAGUAAAAAGUUUUAAAUGAAUAAUUCAAAUCAAGGGAAACCCCUGAAAAAAGCUUAA
Messenger RNA from Venturia canescens, 1813 nucleotides. RefSeq names its product Zinc finger protein RP-8 (gene Zfrp8). The record is from RefSeq and is a predicted model, not a curated record. Lineage: Eukaryota; Metazoa; Arthropoda; Insecta; Hymenoptera; Ichneumonidae. Bases 498 to 1565 code for a protein of 355 amino acids. Gene Ontology annotation, cellular component: cytoplasm; nucleus. The transcript has 4 exons.